Molecule: messenger RNA, 2505 nt
Organism: Equus caballus (horse)
Lineage: Eukaryota; Metazoa; Chordata; Mammalia; Perissodactyla; Equidae
Gene: PTDSS2
Product: phosphatidylserine synthase 2
Biological process (GO): phosphatidylserine biosynthetic process
Molecular function (GO): L-serine-phosphatidylethanolamine phosphatidyltransferase activity
Source: RefSeq, a predicted model, not a curated record
CCAGACGCGCGGACUACACGCUCCACAAUGCAGCGCCCACUCUUUCCUCGCCACUCCCGCCCCUGCUCUCUGGAGACCCCGCCGAGCUAGCGCUGCGACCCCUUCCCGGCGCUCCGCGCGGCGCGCUCUCGCGGUGACCCGGUGUGCGUGGGGUCAGGGCGCGGGGCGGAGCGGUCGUGCCGGGGCGCCAUGCGGAGGGGUGAUCGCAGGGGCCCCGGGGGGCUGCGGCCGGGGUCCCCGCUGCCCGCGGGCAAGGCCUCGCUGGAGGAGCCGCCGGACGGCGUGCCCUCGGGCCCAGCGCCGGGCCCGGGCCGCCGCAGCACGGAGUCCGAGGUCUACGACGACGGCACCAACACCUUCUUCUGGCGAGCCCACACCCUGACUGUGCUCUGCAUCCUCACCUGUGUGCUUGGCUACGUGACUCUGCUGGAGGAGACGCCACGGGACACGGCCUACAACACCAAGAGAGGUAUUGUGGCCAGUAUUUUGGUUUUCUUAUGUUUUGGAGUCACACAAGCUAAAGACGGGCCAUUUUCCAGACCUCAUCCAGCUUACUGGAGGUUUUGGCUCUGCGUUAGUGUGGUCUACGAGCUGUUCCUCAUCUUCAUACUCUUCCAGACCGUGCAGGACGGCCGCCAGUUUCUGAAGUAUGUCGACCCCAGGCUAGGGGUCCCACUGCCAGAAAGGGACUACGGGGGAAACUGCCUCAUCUAUGAUGCGGACAAUGAGAGCGACCCCUUCCACAACGUCUGGGACAAGCUGGACGGCUUCGUGCCCGCGCACUUUCUUGGCUGGUACCUGAAGACCCUCAUGAUCCGCGACUGGUGGAUGUGCAUGAUCGUGAGCGUGAUGUUCGAGUUCCUCGAGUACAGCCUGGAGCACCAGCUGCCCAACUUCAGCGAGUGCUGGUGGGAUCACUGGAUCAUGGACGUGCUUGUCUGCAACGGGCUGGGCAUCUACUGCGGCAUGAAGACCCUUGAGUGGCUGUCCCUGAAGACAUACAAGUGGCAGGGUCUCUGGAACAUUCCAACCUACAAGGGCAAGAUGAAGAGGAUCGUCUUCCAGUUCACGCCCUACAGCUGGGUCCGCUUCGAGUGGAAGCCUGCCUCCAGCCUGCGCCGCUGGCUGGCUGUGUGCGGCAUCAUCCUGGUGGUAAGGCCAGCUGGCCUCGCGUGCGCGGCCCCCAGGCAGCCAGACUCGCCCCCACCCUCCUCUGUCCCGCAGUUUUUGUUGGCAGAACUGAACACCUUCUACCUGAAGUUCGUGCUGUGGCUGCCCCCCGAGCACUACCUGGUCCUCCUGCGGCUGGUCUUCUUUGUGAACGUGGGUGGCGUGGCCAUGCGGGAGAUCUACGACUUCAUGGAUGACCCGAAGCUCCACAAGAAGCUGGGCCAGCAGGCCUGGCUGGUGGCGGCCAUCACGGCCACGGAGCUGCUCAUCGUGGUGAAGUAUGACCCGCACACGCUCACGCUGUCGCUGCCCUUCUACAUCGCCCAGUGCUGGGUGCUCGGCUCUGUGCUCCUGCUCACCUGGACUGCCUGGCGCUUCUUCCUGCGAGACAUCACCCUGAGGUACAAGGAGACACGGCGGCAGAAGCAGCAGAGCAGAGGAGACCAGGGCAGAGCCGUUGGCAGCAUGGACGGACACCCACUUGGGCCGGAUGACCCUCUUCCUCGGCCGGACGACCCCCUGCCUGGCCCAGACAACCCCCAGGGACCCGGGGAGGCCGAGAUGGAGGGGGUGCCAGCUCUGAACUGACGCUGCGCCUUGGACCCGCCCGGAACCGAGGUGUGCUGUCCCCUUCGUCCUUCGUGGGGUUCCCACCAGGAACCUCUUGGUGGGCCUUGGCCUCGCGGUUUUAUUUUCCUUUUUUCUCGUGCACACAGAGGGGCCCUGAGAGGAGGGGGUGAUGGGGGUCCCCUUCUCCAGCCUGUGUGCAUGUGGCAUCUGUGAACACACAUGUGUAUGGGGGCACGCACAUGUGCUCCAUGCUCCUGGUUGCUGAGGCUUCUCUCGGGCUGGCAGGUGUCAUGGGGCUCGCCCUGGGCCAGCCAGUCCCAGCAGAGAGAGGGGUGGUCAGCCCCUUCCCCUUCAUGUGCGGUCAGCCCACUGAUCUCUGGGCCCAGAUGGCCCGGCCCGGGCAGAGGUAUCAAGGCCCCUUUCUCCACUCCGUGGGCCCUGGGCCACUCCGAGGCCCUGGGGUGUCCGUGCUGGACACCCGGGUGGCACGUGGGAAGGAUGGUCAUCCAGAGAUGGCUCAGAAGGGGCAGAUCUAAGCGGGCAGCCCUGAGUGUGUCUUCGGAGCCUUCAUCUAACGUGACUGACCUGGAGGGCGUGUGUGUGUGGGGUCCGAGAUCACCAGGCUGGCCCCUCAAGGGCAUCGUGUCAGAAACUCCACGGCCGGGUGCCUGCGGUCGGGAGGAGGGGUCGUGGGUGUCUGUGGCCCAAGAGGAGUGUCAUCUCCAUGAGCAGACAGAACAAAUAAAGCGAUGAUGAAAGUCUGCA